AGCUCGGCGAAGCAGCUGUUCCUGUUCCCUGAUCCAGUCACUUCAGCCCGCUUCCCUACCGACCCUCCUCGUGCCCAUCCGCCCCGACUCCCCUUCCCACCUCGCGAGCUCCCUCGCCUCGUCGCCAGCUCGAAGACGGAGAGCUCGCCUCGUCUGCUCUGCCUCCCUUAUCGUGCCCUAACCCUCGAAUCCAGGCGGGGUGGUUCCUCAGAGGUGGCGUCGCGGCGAUGGACAUGGAGACGGAGCCGCGGGCGAAACCCUUGUCCUACAAGAUCAAAGCCAUGUCCCGCGAGUCGCCGUCGCAGAAAGCGUCCAACGUCCUCGACCCUGACCUCCGCACUCACUGGUCCACCGGCACCAACACAAAGGAGUGGAUCCUCCUCGAGCUCGACGAAGCUUGCUUACUGUCCCAGAUAAGGAUCUAUAAUAAGUCUGUGCUUGAGUGGGAGAUCACUGUUGGGUUGCGCUUUAAGUCUGAUUCUUCUCAGCCUGACACAUUUUUAAAAGUUCGUCCACGUUGUGAAGCUCCAAGAAGAGAGAUGAUAUAUCCGAUGAACCAUACACCAUGUCGUUAUGUGAGGAUAUCUUGUUUGCGAGGAAACCCAAUAGCUAUAUUUUUUAUCCAGCUAGUAGGAGUGACCGUCACUGGACUAGAACCAGAGUUUCAACCUAUAGCUAAUUACUUGCUACCAAAUAUUGUAUCACAUAAGCAUGAUUGUCAGGAUAUCCAUCUUCAGCUGCUUCAAGAUGUGGCAAAGCAUCUGUUGUUUUUUCUUCCUCAACUUGAGACAGAUCUUACCAAUUUCUCUGAUGCUGCAGAGACUAGCAUACGUUUUUUUGCAAUGCUUGCUGGUCCAUUUUAUCCAAUUCUCCAUCUUUCUAGUGAAAGGAAUGCUUCAACUACAUUGCUUUGUUUGUCUGAUUUAGAUGCAUCUAAAAGUAACCCAUCAUCUACUUUGACAGUGUCAUCGAACUUUGAGGCACAACCCAGGCGAUCACGCAGUCCACCCUUUCCUGAAAUUGCUUCUAGCUCUAUAGUGUUUCGACCUGAUUCUGUCAUAGCCCUGUUAAGGAAAGCUUACAAAGAUUCUUAUCUUGGAAUUGUUUGCCGUAAAGCCGCAAAGGCAAUACACAGGCUUAUGGAGACAAGUAAGCUCUCAGGGGAAUCAAGCUAUGUUGAUGACUCCGCUUUAUCUUCAGUUUCUGAGGAGAUUGUCAAGAGUGAAGCCAACAAUCAUGUUGAGCUAACUGAUUACUCAACCUUGUUUGGGCCAGAACUUAAAUUACCUGAUGACCAAUGGGAUGCUUCUUACUUGAAUGUGUUGGAUGUUGCUGCAGUUGAAGAAGGCAUUCUCCAUGUCCUAUUUGGAUGUGCUUCACAACCUCUCCUAUGUUGCAAAUUGGCAGACAGUAAUUCAAAUUUUGGCCCCAUUUUCCCACUGAUACAAGCUCUGCUUCCAGCACUUCGCCCUCCAAUCAGCAGCCCCCUUGAUCAAGUUGAUGACAGUUUUUCACAGUGGAAACAUCCUUCUGUGCAUCGUGCUCUUUCUCAGAUAAUGAUUAUGUCAUCAUCAUCAGUAUAUCAUCCUCUUCUUCAUGCUUGUGCGGGAUACCUGUCUUCUUUUCUAUCAUCUCAUGCAAAAGCAGCUUGUGUGCUUAUUGAUCUAUGUUCUGGACCUUUAUCACCAUGGAUACCUACAAUUACUGCAAAGGUUGAUCUUGCAAUUGAACUCAUAGAGGACCUCUUGGGUGUUAUUCAGAAUGCUCCCCAAUCUAUUGCUCGUGCUCGCUCUGCACUGAAGUAUAUCUUGUUGGCCAUCUCUGGACAUGUGGAUGAUGUGCUAGCAAAAUAUAAGGAGCAUAAACAUAGGCUGCUGUUUCUUUUUGAGAUGCUAGAGCCUUUCCUCUAUCCUUUGAUUGCUGGAAAAAGGAAUACAAUUUCUUUGUUAGAUGCUUCUUCACAUUUGGCAAAACAGGAGAACUGUUUCAUUGCACUCAAUAUUAUACGCACAGCUUUGCAAAGGCCUGCUAUUCUCCCUUCAGUCGAAUCUGAGUGGAGACGUGGAUCGGUUGGACCAAGUGUGCUUCUUUCUGUUCUGGUUCCACAGUUUCCAUUACCAUUAGACAUUGACAUUUGCAAAUUUUCAAAUCCCAAAGUUGCUAGUCAAGAUUCUUUCUCUGUUUCUUCUCCUAGCAUUUCCUGUAGUCCUGAUGAGGCUAAUGGAAAGAAUGAUGUAAAUGAAGCCGCGGCAAAAAAGAAUGCGUUUGAAGAUGCUGACCUAUUGUUUGUCCCUAUUGAAUUGACACAAGCUGUGUUGACAAGUACUUCCAACUAUCUUGCUGAGGACAAUGUGAAUUUGAAUUCUGAUUGCAGCAAUAAUGAGGCAAAAAAGAUAUCAAAGAACAAUUUUCAGUUGAAUACUGGUUUCUUUGCUGAUUACUUCUAUUCACAGGCAGAUUAUCUGCAACUUGUGAAUCAUCAAGAUUCAGUAUUUCGGGCUUCAGAAUUUGAACGGUUGGCAUCCGACUUGUGUUCAGAGCUGAACAGAACACCAGAAAGCCAUGAAGCUAUAAUAGAUGCAUUGCUCUUAGCUGCAGAGUGUCAUGUCAAUCCAUUUUUUAUGAUGUCUUAUGGAUGUAACUCGAAACUUGUCAAUGAGUUGAAAACGGUUGAAUCUAGUUUAAAGGAAAACAGCGGAGUAAUUGAGUUAAAUAAGGGCCUGAAAAAUAAUGUAGAUCUGGAGACCAUAGCUCAUCUUGAAAGGAAAAGGGACUUAACUGUUCUACAAAUUUUACUCCGUGCUGCUAAACUUAAUAUUGAAUUUUUGAAUAAUUUGUCACUUUCUCAACCUCAGUUAGAUGAUCCUCAAGAUAAUGAACAGGUUGUGCAAAUAUCAACAUUGGACAGUGAAUCAGUUGAUGCAGUAACAUUUGUUAGACAGAAUCAGACAAUACUAUGUUGUUUUAUAGUUGGACAAUUGAGAAGGGAGCAACAAUCAUCACAUGAAACCCUUCUACAUAGUCUCCUCUUUCUACUUCAUUCUGCAACUGAGUUAUCUUGUCCUCCUGAGGUUGUAAUUGACAUCAUACUGCACUCAGCUGAAAAACUUAAUCUAGAAGUUACAUCUUUGUACAUGCAAGUGAACACCGGAAAUAGAGUGACCGAAACAGAAAAGUUGCACAGAUUGCAAAGGCGUUGGACCCUUCUUCAAAAAUUGGUGAUAGCAUCUUCUGGCAAUGGGGAGAUGGAUCACAUUUGUGGAGUCCAUAGUGGUUUUAUGUACAGAAGUUUAGUCCCACCUUUCUCGUGGACUCAGAAAAUAUCUAGAUUUGCAAGUUCUACAUUACCCCUUGCAAGAUUUCUAGGAUGGCUUGCGGUUUCUCGAAAUGCCAAGCAAUGCUUGAAGGAACACCUGUCUCUUGUCUCUGAUCUUUCUGAAAUUUCAUCGAUAUUGUCAAUUUUUGCCGAUGAGUUGGCACUUACUGAAAAUUUACAGAACAGGAAAGCUGAUACAGCACUAUUACAUCCAUUGGACACCAAAAAGCACUUGCAACUUGAUAAAGAUUUUGAAUCCUCUAAUCAGUUAGACGCUCAACUAUCCUUCCAAGUACUUUUUCCUCACCUGCAUAUGUUCUUUCCGAACAUGAGAAGCCAGUUUGGUGAGUUUGGAGAGAUUAUUUUGCAAGCUGUUGGGUGGCAACUCAAAUGUCUUCCUUCCAGUGUCGUGCCUGAUUUACUCUGCUGGUUUGCUGAUUUGUGUUUGUGGCCAUAUCUCAAAACAUUAAAAGGCCAUCUUUGUGUUGCAAAAGAUGCUAACUCUUUGAAAGGUUAUGCUGCUAGAAAUGCUAAAGCAGUUCUCCUUUAUGUGCUUGAAUCAAUUAUUGUUGAACACAUGGAGGCAUUAACACAUGAAAUGCCCAGGGUAGCUCAUAUAUUGAUGUCAUUUUGUAGAGCCCCAUAUUGUGACGUUGCUUUUCUUGACUCUGUUCUCUCUCUAUUGGGGCCACUAAUUUCCUACUUUCUGCGGAUAAUUUGCAUCAAUGAGAAGCACUUGUCUGAAGCAUCACUUGAAGAGGACUUUGAGUUGUCAAACUUUGAAGAACUGUUUAGCAAUAUUAAGUGUAGAAAGGGAUCUAAUGGGCUUACUGAAGAGAAGAACAUUCAUGGACCUUUGAUGAUUGUCAUUUUAGGUCAUCUGUUCCCUGAUCUGUCCUUCAGGAGGAAAAAGGAAGUAAUAGAGUCUUUGUUAUUGUGGGUUGAUUUUACUACUUCAGAGCCCAUACCUUUUAUCUAUGAUUAUAUCUGUGCUUUUCAGAAAUUCAUUAAUAGUUGUCUAAUUUUAGUAACGUUAGUUCUGAAGUCAUUUGGUUUCCAUCACCGAGCCAAUAGUAAACAGUCAACUGAAGGGGGUCAAAAAAUCAGAACUGAUAAUGCCUUAAAUUAUGAGACCGAUUCACUAGAACUUCCUGAUUAUGAUAUAAACAGGUCGUCUGAAACACAUGACAGUGUUGGCAUUGAUGCUGGUGUUGAAGUGGUCCAUAGUCUCUCUGCUGAUGAAGUUGAGGAAUUCACGGACCUACUAGAGAAGUUCAUUUCUGGGCUUUUUCCAGCUGUUGAAGCUAGUUGGAAAGUGCAUCAUAAGUUGGCAACAAGGAUAACAUUUACAUCAGCCAAAUGCUUAUUAUUGUCAAAAUUCUUGUAUUACUUCAUUCAUGACAAAAGUAGGGAAGGGGAUGAUGGCGGCAUACAUCAAACCAGUUUAAAUGACCAUUCAUCUAAAUACUGGGUGAAAGCUGUUGAAGGACUUAUAGAAACUGUCUCAUCAAGUCAAGCUAAUCAUUGUUGGCAAGUAGCACUGGUCAUGCUUGAUUUCCUAUUCAAGUUACCUAAGAACAUUAGCUUUUUCACUGUUGUCUCUCCUGUAUGCGUUUUGAUCAAGAAGUUCUGUUGUCAUGCACCAAAAAUUUCAUGGCGUUUGCAGAGUGAUAAAUGGAUUUCAUAUUUAUUUGAAAGGGGAAUUGAUAAUCUUAGUGGAAAUGAGGCUACAUUAGUGGACUUAUUCUGCACAUUGCUGGGUCAUUCAGAACCAGAACAACGAGCUGUUGCAUUGCAGCAUCUUGGAAGAAUUAUUGGCCUGAACAACUUUAAUAGUUUGAUUGAACUUCCUUAUUCAGUUAAACAAAGUCUGAUUCAAUCUCAAUCGGUAGGGACUAUUCCUGAUUCUGUAAUUUCCAUUUUGGUUACACAGACAUGGGAUAGAGUGACUGUGGUAGCACUGUCAGACCCUUCAAUGUUGUUGAGGACACAUGCAAUGGUUCUGUUACUAGCCUUCCUUCCUUUUGCUGAGAGAAAGCAAGUGCAAUCCAUUCUUGUAGCCACUGAUUCCAUUCUUAGAGGUGUAGGCAAAAUAAACAAUUCAGUGGAAACGGGUGAGUUGACAAGGCUUUCAUUGCAUAUUCUAGCAAGUGCAUGUCUUUAUUCUCCUGCUGAGGACAUUACUUUGGUACCUGAAACUGUUUGGAGAAACCUGGAGAAAAUGGGAACGUCAAAAACAGGAAUGCUUAAUGACUUGGAAAAAAGUUUGUGCUCAGCUUUGUGUAAGCUUAGAUGUGAAUCUGACGAUGCGAAACUGGUGCUAUCAUCUCUGACUUCCAUCCAAUCCUACUUUGACUUUUUCUCGGAGAGAGUUGUUCUGCAGGCUCAGGAACUUGAAGAAGCUGAAAUUGAAGUAGAGCUUCUUAAAAAAGUAGCAGCAUCUGAGGAUGCAUCUGCCUCUCAGCUAGAAGUUGACACAUCACAAACUACUGAGAAGGAGAAUAAUCGUCUUCAACAAAUUAAGGAUGAAAUUAGAUCAUUAGAGAGGGCUAAAAUUAGAGAAGAAGUGGUAGCCCGCAGACAAAAAAAGCUUCUAAUGAGACAUACUCGCCAAAAACGCUUAGAAGAGGCAGCUUUGAGGGAAAUGGAACUUCUUCAAGAACUUGACAGAGAGAGGAACAGCGAAGUGGAGCGGGAUGUUGAGAGACAGCGGGAGUUGGAGCUUGAACGUGCAAGAACUAGGGAAUUACAAUACAAUCUUGAUAUGGAAAAGGAAAGGCAGAUACAGAAAGAGAUUCAAAGGGAACUGGAGCAGGUCGAGUCUGGUGUUCGUCCUUCCCGUAGAGAAUUUUCAUCUAAUCCGAACAGUCGGUCUAGGGAAAGAUAUCGUGACAGAGACGAUGGCAGAUCUAGACAAGAAGCAAACAUAAAAUCCAGCAACAGAGGCCAUGAUGGUGGAACUUCCCAGACAACAUUAGCAGUCUCUGCUGGAGCACCUUCAGGACCAACUGUAGUUCUCACCGGAUCUCGAAUAUAUACAGGUCAACCUCCGACAAUUUUGCAGUCGAGGGAUCGCUCAUCAGAACGUGCCCCAAGUUACGAAGACAGCAUUGAGGGGAACAGGGAUUCAGGUGAUACAAGCAGCAUUGGUGACUCUGAGCUAGGCUUGGCCUUUGAUGGAUCACCUGGUGGCUUUGGCUCAGCUCCCAGACACGGAUCACGAGGGAGCAAGUCAAGGUCGAUUGUCGAACGGAGAGAACGGGACGGAAGGAGAGAAGGAAAGUGGGAAAGAAAACACUCUUGAAUCCUCAACUUAGGAAUUUCAAUCAGGCCUUGCACAGUAAAUACCCGAGGGAAGGAUAAAUGCCCAAGUUGCAGAUUCCACAUGCCCUGUGAAAUCAGCACCUCACGACGAUCCCUAAUCUUGUGGCGGCAUCAUAACAGCUAUUUUUUCGAUCCUUCUCUUGUUUCAAUGGCAAAUAUAUGCUCAUGUUCCUUCUGGAAAUUCAUGUAAUUCCAAAACUUUUGGCAUUCUGUCUUCUAGGAUUUGCUUUUACCAAAUUUUCUGAAGCACUAACCAAAUAUUAGAAUCAGAAAAAGGAAGGAAAGAUGAACUGUCAUUAGUAAAAUUAACAUUGUUCGCUGA
This is a messenger RNA of Zingiber officinale, 6962 nucleotides long. RefSeq lists its product as uncharacterized. The record is from RefSeq and is a predicted model, not a curated record. Gene Ontology annotation, molecular function: damaged DNA binding. Gene Ontology annotation, biological process: single strand break repair. NCBI's taxonomy places the organism in Eukaryota, Viridiplantae, Streptophyta, Magnoliopsida, Zingiberales, Zingiberaceae. The transcript is spliced from 25 exons. Gene Ontology annotation, cellular component: nucleus. The coding region runs from base 228 to 6620 and encodes 2130 amino acids.